CCUGUUUUGUUGUUGAUAUUCCAAGUCCACAACAACAUACAAACUGGGAUUUGGAGCUCGACAUUGUCCCAAAAAACGACCUCGAUUCAAAAGGAGCGUUGCAAUAAGGAGGCGCGACCUACUUGCCCCAUCAUGAACACUAAAGAAGCAAAAAGUGGGUAAAUACACGUCGACUAACAUUCACGCCACGUUAUUUGACAGUUCAACACACACGCCCGACUCAGCUAACAAGCUGCUGAAGUGAAUUUCUUCCAUUAAGUUUUUGUCUUGAAUUAAGAUGGCUGUUGUCAACAUGAGAGACAGCAGGGAGUCAGCUUCUUCGCCAACUUUCUUGGCACCCAGCCCACCAGAAUGGACUUGGAUGUCGUUUCCCAGACGUUACCUCAUUGCAAUUAUGGCCUUUUUUGGAUUCUUCAACAUCUACUCUCUGCGAGUGAACUUGUCCAUUGCAAUUGUGGCCAUGACUGAGAACCGAACAACAAUCCAUGCAAAUGGAACCAUUGGAUAUGACCAAGACUUCCCAUGGAGUUCUAAAGAGCAAGGCCUUUUGUUAAGUUCAUUCUUCUACGGUUACAUCACUACUCAAUUGCUGGGAGGCUGGUUAGCUCCAAAAAUGGGCGCAGGCAAACUCUAUGGAUUGGGGAUUCUCACAACUGCUGUAUUGACUUUGCUGACUCCCCUAAUUGCUGAUUUUGGUCUAGUGCCAUUAGUUGCCAUCCGCAUUUUGGAGGGAAUUUUCGAGGGGGUCACGUUCCCAGCGAUGCACGCUCUCUGGAGUAGGUGGGCCCCACCCCUUGAACGGAGUAAACUCGUUACGAUAGCCUACUCAGGAAGCUAUUUCGGCACGGUCGUUUCAAUGGGAGUUUGCGGAUUACUGGCUGAACACCUCGGAUGGGCCUCCAUAUUUUACGUCUCAGGAACUUUUGCCGUCCUCUGGUGGAUUCUAUGGUUCGUUUUGGUAAAAGAAUCUCCUCAAGAAGAUCGUUUUAUCAAAAGAACGGAACUGGAUUACAUUUCAAAUUGCCUCGGCUCAACGGCUGAUCAACAUAAAUUAAGUGUGCCUUGGAAAUCAAUACUGACGUCAUUACCCGUUUGGGCGACCGUAGCCGCUCACUUCGCCGAAAACUGGGGAUUUUACACGCUUUUAACACAACUUCCAACAUUCCUGAGCGAUACGUCUGACCUCAAACUGGAUAAAACAGGAUUCCUUGCUGCCAUACCGUAUCUGGCCAUGGCCAUAAUCGUCCAGACCGGUGGCCAGCUGGCCGACUGGCUUAGAUCAAGAUGGCGUGUCGAAACCACAAAAGUUCGAAAAAUCUUUACGUGCGGGGCUUUCGUUGCCCAAACGAUCUUCAUGCUCGCCACGGCUUACACUCACGCGGUAACAGCAGCAAUCAUUUGUUUAACCAUUGCAGUUGGUUUUGGAGGAUUCGCGUGGUCUGGAUUUAGUGUCAACCAUUUAGAUAUUGCACCUCAAUACGCAUCGCUCAUCAUGGGAUUAUCGAAUACCGUGGCUACCCUCCCCGGCAUUGUUAGCCCCGCCCUAACUGGCUACAUUGUUCAAAACAAGACGGAAGAGGGAUGGCAUAUGGUGUUCAUGAUAAGCUCCAUGAUCUAUUUAUCCGGAGCGAGCUUUUACUGUUUCGGCGCCAGUGGGAAAUUACAAGCAUGGGCCAGCCAGUCAUCCCGACCUCGCAACUUUUUAGACUCGCAAAGUGGCCAGUCCGAGACGACGGCGUUCCUCCAAGAGACGGACGGAGAAUAAAAUAAAAAGUGCCUUCAAUAAAAUAUGAAUAGACUAACCCGGAAGAAAUUCAGAACUUUUUGGGUUUAACUCGCACAAACGUCCUCAAAGAACUCCUAUUGCUGAUCGCCAUUACUUUGAAUGUGAUUUUACAGACUUCCAGCGAGUGGCAUCUUGUGUUCUACAUCUCAGCCGGCAUUUACAUGAUUGGUUGUGUAUUCUACGCUUUUGUUGCAUCGGGAAAUCGACAGUCAUGGUCCCAACCCACUGAAGAUACU
This is a messenger RNA of Daphnia pulicaria, 2022 nucleotides long. It is a transcript of the gene MFS9, whose product is annotated as sialin-like. Gene Ontology annotation, biological process: monoatomic anion transport; transmembrane transport. NCBI's taxonomy places the organism in Eukaryota, Metazoa, Arthropoda, Branchiopoda, Diplostraca, Daphniidae. Gene Ontology annotation, molecular function: transmembrane transporter activity. The transcript has 12 exons. Gene Ontology annotation, cellular component: plasma membrane. The record is from RefSeq and is a predicted model, not a curated record. Bases 278 to 1765 code for a protein of 495 amino acids.